Pseudophryne corroboree (corroboree frog) is the source of this 3207-nucleotide messenger RNA. RefSeq names its product cyclin-dependent kinase 11B. Gene Ontology annotation, cellular component: nucleus. The transcript is spliced from 21 exons. The record is from RefSeq and is a predicted model, not a curated record. Bases 485 to 2965 code for a protein of 826 amino acids. Lineage: Eukaryota; Metazoa; Chordata; Amphibia; Anura; Myobatrachidae. Gene Ontology annotation, molecular function: ATP binding; protein serine/threonine kinase activity. Gene Ontology annotation, biological process: regulation of mitotic cell cycle; protein phosphorylation.
AGUGGGCGGACGGGCAGGGGGACCCCUGAUUCCGGGAGACUUGCCCGAUUUUCGGGAGCCUCCCGGCCAUUCCGGGAGAAUAGGCAAGUAUGGUUCUCAGUCUACGUAGUGCUGCUGCAUGUCUGGCUGGAGUGAAGCGGUUUACAGAUCUCUUGUGGUCACCUGACUUUGAGUGUUGGGAGCCACAUUUGAAUGAAGAAAGAGCCACGCGUUGGUCACCACUGGUACAGAUAGAUAGUCCUCACAUACAACUAUCUAGCAACGUCUCAACUGACACCUAGCGGAGACAAUGUAUAGUGCACCCCGUCCUGCGUCCUCAGCAAGCGGCGUGUGUCGGGAGUCAGGAGUGGACGCGUCACGGCCACGCCGGAAGCAGGAAGUGACGGGUGGUGUGUGAGCCGGGAGGCCUCCCUCAGCGCUGGUGGUGGGCGCCUGCAAGUGAGAGGCUGGUUGGGAGGAUAUACAUCAGGUUGACCCACUCCAAAUGGGGGAUGAAAAAGACACCUGGAAAGUAAAAACGCUGGACGAAAUUUUGCAAGAAAAGAAAAGGAGGAAAGAGAAAGAAGAAAAAACAGACCCAAAAGAUAACAAGAAUGCUGAUGAUCGUGAUUCCAAGAGAGAUUCCUUGGAAGAGGGGGAGUUGAGAGAUCACAGGAUGGAGAUUACAAUUAGAAAUUCACCUUACAAACGCGAGGAUUCAAUGGAAGACAGAGGUGAGGAAGAUGACUCACUCGCUAUAAAACCCCCACAGCAAGUUUCCCGAAAAGAAAAAUCCCACCACAGAAAAGAUGAGAAGAGGAAAGAGAAGCGUAGACAUCGUAGUCAUUCCGCUGAAGGAGCUGGAGGUAAAUAUGUCCGCGUUAAGGAGAAGGACAGAGAGCACGAGAGGCGAAAGAGACACAGAGAGGAGCAAGACAAAGUUCGCCGUGACAGAGAGAGACUGAAGAGGAGAGAGAUGGCCAGGGAGCAUUCCAGAAGGGAACGGGAACAAUUUAAUGUUUGCAGUGACCGUCUGGAACAACUGGAACGUAAUCGUGAGCGUGAGAGAAAGAUACGGGAACAGCAGAAAGAGCUGAAGGAGCGGGAGAGGAGAGCGGAGGAGAGGCGCAAAGAGCGUGAGGCCAGGAGAGAAGGGCUCACAGGAUCUGCGCUUCCUCUGCGCAGGAAGCCAGGGCUCUUGCAAGAGAGUGAGAAAAUGCAGUACAGUGCACACUUUGCAGAUUCAAGAAUACUUGUAGAGUUUAGCACUCAAAUGGUUGCUCACCAUAGAACAGCUAGAGAGGAACAUGGAGACAAGGCCAAAGCCAAUUACCGCAGUCGCAGUCCCAUGCGACCGAUGCGGGAAAGAGUAGAGGCAGGAGAUGGGAGGAAACCAGUAAAAGAAGACAGACCAGAUGUAAGAGAUCUUCUGUCCGACCUACAGGAUAUCAGUGAUAGUGAGAGGAAAACCAGCUCUGCAGAAUCUUCCUCAGCAGGUUCAGGGUCCGGGUCAGAGGAAGAAGAGGAAACUAGCUCAGAGGAGUCUGAAGAACCCGAGGAAGAGGAAGAAGAGGAGGAGGAUGAGGAGGAAGAAGAGACUGGAAGUAAUUCUGAGGCAGCCUCAGACCAGACAGCAGAAGAGGUCAGUGAAGAUGAAAUGAGUGAGGAAGAGGAGAGGGAGAAUGGAAAUCAUGUUCCCAUUGUCCCAGAAUCAAGAUUUGACCAUGAUUCUCCUGAGAGUGAGGAAGAGGAUGAGGAAGAGGAAGAAGUAAGAAAUAUUAGCCCCCAUUCAAAUGCUCCGACAGAUGGUGAAUAUGUCCCAGACUCUCCAGUCAUGUCUCCCGUUGAGCUGAAGCAAGAGCUACCUAAAUACCUUCCUGCCCUCCAGGGAUGCCGUAGUGUAGAGGAAUUCCAGUGCUUGAACCGUAUAGAAGAAGGGACAUAUGGAGUCGUGUACAGAGCGAAGGACCGGAAAACUGAUGAAAUUGUAGCCCUGAAGAGGCUAAAAAUGGAAAAAGAGAAGGAAGGGUUCCCAAUAACCUCCCUCCGCGAGAUCAACACUAUAUUAAAGGCCCAGCAUGAUAACAUUGUCAGGGUCAGGGAAAUUGUUGUAGGAAGUAAUAUGGAUAAAAUCUACAUUGUAAUGAACUAUGUAGAACACGAUUUAAAGAGUCUUAUGGAGACCAUGAAGCAGCCUUUCCUACCAGGGGAGGUGAAAACCCUGAUGAUUCAGCUGCUACGGGGUGUCCGUCACCUUCAUGAUAACUGGAUUCUUCAUAGAGAUCUCAAGACUUCCAAUUUACUACUAAGUCAUGCUGGUAUAUUAAAGGUUGGAGAUUUUGGUUUGGCACGUGAAUAUGGUUCUCCUCUUAAACCUUAUACACCCAUAGUGGUCACCUUAUGGUAUCGGGCUCCGGAGCUUCUACUUGGCGCUAAGGAAUAUUCCACAGCCAUAGACAUGUGGUCGGUGGGGUGUAUAUUUGGUGAACUGCUGACCCAGAAACCUCUGUUCCCAGGAAAAUCUGAGAUUGAUCAGAUCAAUAAAAUAUUUAAGGAUCUGGGAACACCCAGUGAAAAGAUCUGGCCUGGUUACAAUGAGCUUCCAGCAAUAAAGAAAAUGACCUUUACUGAAUAUCCUUACAACAAUCUCCGAAAGAGAUUUGGAGCUCUCCUGUCAGACCAAGGAUUUGACCUCAUGAAUAAGUUCCUGACUUACUGCCCUACAAAAAGAAUUAAUUCAGAAGAUGGCUUAAAGCAUGAAUACUUCCGUGAGACCCCCCUGCCUAUAGACCCGUCCAUGUUCCCUACCUGGCCAGCAAAAAGUGAACAGCAGAGAGUCAAACGAGGCACAAGCCCCCGUCCACCAGAGGGGGGUCUCGGUUACAAAGAGCUGGGGGAUGAUGAUCUAAAAGAGACUGGGUUUCACUUGACCACCACCAAUCAGGGAGCAUCUGCAGCCGGACCCGGUUUCAGCCUCAAGUUUUAAAUCUUCCAAAAAGAAAAUGACUUUUAUUUUACCACGUUUGGAGAACUCAUGAGGUUGUUUAAACUCUCAGUCCCAACAUACCAACCCAUUACUGUAAAAGGCACAGCUACCAAUCUAUGAUAAAAAGAAUGUUUCAUUCCGAAGCAGGACCUUGAGACAUAAGCAAGGACUGGAGUCUUUGACUUAUUUAUUUUUCACUCUUGUAUAUUUGUAGAAUUAAAAUGCAAUUUUUAAUUGUUUAA